CCAUGCAGUCUCUUACCCGAAAGUAAGUGCGUGCAAAGGAAAAUAAGAAACAGAGACUCGGUCACUGCCUCUGUCUCCAAUCAUCCACAUUCAUUAUGCCAUGUUACUCUCCCUCUUAUACUCUUUGCCUCCUCUUCCUCAUCAAUUCAACAACAUGGUAGGGUCACUAACAAUGCUCUUGCAUGCUGCUUCUUCUUCUUCGUACUCAUUCCGGAACACUACUUUCUCUUCCAACAAUAUUCGAGAUGUAAAAUUGUUGCAUGUGGAUAGUGUGUAGAAGCAUGAAUAGGAUGAGAGGGGGAAUUGAAGAGAGCAAGGAGAUUAGUCCAAUGUUUCCAAGAUUGCAUGUUAAGGAUGCUGAGAAAGGAGGACCAAAAGCACCCCCAAGGAAUAAGAUGGCACUCUAUGAACAAUUCAGCAUCCCUUCUCAAAGUUUUGCACCAGCAUCAGCAUCCUUGUUUCCACUCCCGCUCAGAAACUACACAGCUCAUACAUCUUCAAGCCACAUCGGUAGUAAUCAAAGCAUCCAGUUCAACUCCAAUGCACCUUCUAUUCUGGCUGAGAAGAGUCAAGCUUUCAAUUUUAGAAGGAGUAACUUAACCAAAUACACGCAAGACAAUUUCAUCAAUAGUAAGAAUUCUCUGAAAGCACUUGAUGGUGAAGAUGUUUUUAUAACUGCUGGUUCUGCACAUGGAAAAAGCUCAUGCUGUAGCAUCAUCCAAAAUAAUAAAGAUGAAGACGGUUGUAAUUUGAGCUGUUCUCUUAAAAAUCUGAAUUCAUUUAGAAAGAAGGUGAAUUCACCUGGUGUGGUAGACCUGAAGUCAGCACAAUAUGGGAAGAUCCAGAUGGAGGAGCUUACAAAAGUGAGUCAAAAUGGUCAGAAGCCAGAGGAAGUGCUCUCGUUAGAUGGUUUCGGUGACAUGACAGAUGCAUCAUUAAUCUCAUUGGUGCAAGGUAGGGAUUCUAAAUCAAUGAAUAAAGAACAUAGAUCUUUGAAGGAUGAAAUUAGAAAUAUUUCAGUAGAUAGCUUGAAAACGUUGCAAGGUAGCAUUGUCCAUACACAUGAAGAACAUGCAGCUUUUGGGGACAAAUUCAACUCAAGGGACCAUCACAUUGAGAAGCCAGCUGCCAGCGAUGUGCACAGAUGUUCUGGAGAGUUAGAGAUUGGUAGAAGGUUCUUCCUUGACAAGGGAGCUGGGAACGAAGAUGAGGAGACAUCGGUUAUGCACAUUUCCCCUGACAAUGUUGUAGGAGCUAUAGGUGAACAACAAUUUUGGAAAGCCAGAAGAACUAUCGUCAACCAACAGAAAAUCUUUGUCAUGCAAGUGUUUGAAUUGCAUAGACUGAUAAAGGUGCAAAGAUUAAUUGCAGGCUCACCCCACAUAUUGCUUGCAGAUAACCUUUUACUUAACAAGCCACCACCAAAAACAUCCACAACCAAGAAAUUUCAAUCUGAUUUUGUUGGUGAAAAACCAUCCUCAGUUGCUAAACUUGACAGUAAAUCCGUGAAGGCCCCUACUGCUGAGCAUGCUACAAACAGUGCAGUUGAGAAGAUUCCCAUUCCUUGUGUCAACAACAUAACCAAAGGCCAUGCUAAUCAGCUGCCAAACUACGGCCAUCAUUUAGCAAACCUUCCAAUAGCCUCCUCGGAUACAAAUUCCAAACAGUCCCCAAGCUAUGUCUACCCUCCACCAGGAAACCAGUGGCUAGUUCCUGUCAUGUCACCAUCCGAAGGCCUAGUAUACAAACCAGUCAUAGGGUCAUGCCCUCCAAAUGCAGGCUUCAUGGCACCCAUAUACGGCACUUGUGGCUCGGUUAGCUUCAAUCCUUUAAGCAAAGACGCUUCUUCAGAAGCAGCUCUUGCUCCAAGUUCUCACCAAAAGUUUGGAAUCCUUUCUGGUUCAUCUUUGCCCCAGUUCUUACCACCACCAUUCAUCCACAAUCCAUCUUCUAUGUCAGCUUCAGCUGUUGAGCAAAUGGGGCAAUCCAAUGGUCCUGAAAACCACAACUCAUGUGGAGAAGUCAAUUCUGCCAUACUAUACCAAAGCUCAUCUAACAUAUCCAGCCCCACAAGCCAAGUGAUGUCAAGAAACAUUUCAAUUCACCAAUCACCAAAAGAUAAAGAACCACAUAGAAGCACAGCUAGCAGUCCUUCCAAGAGGACGAAUGCUGGGGAAGUGCUUCCUUUGUUUCCUUUGGCUCCGACAUUUUGGCAAUCAGAAGAUAGGCACACUCAGGUUGAACUGCAGCCAAGAGUAAUCAAAGCCAUGCCUCAUAAUCCAAAAUCAGCUAGUGAAUCCGCUGCAAGGAUAUUCAGAUCAAUACAAGAAGAAAGGAAACAUUUGUAACUAGUAACAUAGUCUGUCUCGUGACAUGACAUGUCUGUUUAUUCAUGAUAUUUCUAGUUUGACACUCUAACACUGUAUGUACCUAUAACCAUUUUUGUCUGAUAAUAAUAUUGCAUGGGUGGAAGCUCAAGCAGAAGCAGCAUUGUAAAUUCAUGAAAACAGAGAAAAAAAAAAUUUGUACCAAUCACUUGAAGAAAUGCAGAGAUUAGCAGCUCUUUCGGCCUUGUACAAACAAGUUAUUCAAAUUAUUCACAAUAUCUUAACUGUA
Vigna umbellata (rice bean) is the source of this 2616-nucleotide messenger RNA. RefSeq names its product EARLY FLOWERING protein. NCBI's taxonomy places the organism in Eukaryota, Viridiplantae, Streptophyta, Magnoliopsida, Fabales, Fabaceae. Gene Ontology annotation, biological process: regulation of photoperiodism, flowering. The record is from RefSeq and is a predicted model, not a curated record.